Messenger RNA from Neogale vison (American mink), 963 nucleotides. RefSeq lists its product as uncharacterized. Gene Ontology annotation, molecular function: calcium ion binding. Gene Ontology annotation, cellular component: cytoplasm. NCBI's taxonomy places the organism in Eukaryota, Metazoa, Chordata, Mammalia, Carnivora, Mustelidae. The record is from RefSeq and is a predicted model, not a curated record.
AUGGAAAACUACGAGGUUUCUACUAACAAGGCUGAUCAUAGGCGAAAUUCUCAAGGUGGCACAUUCGGAACCCCUCCUGUUUGUGUAGUAAGAGGUUUAAGAAAGUGUGCUAAAGUGAGAAUGGUAUUUCAAAAGAAGGCUAGGUUAACAAUACUUAGAGUGUUGGAAAAUGGCGUAAUUCCGUAUUUCAGGAAAGACUCGAGAAAUAUUUUCAGUGACGAAGGAGAUUUUCAGGUGAAAACCUGGAGUUGGGAAAAACAAAGCACAGAGUUUAAAUCUCUUACUCGAAUUCACACAACAGGUAGACGGAAAACUUUGAACUCAGGAGAUUCUAGUAAUUUGGUUUUUAUCCUUUUCACCGUCUCACAGAUGAAGGUAAAUGCUAGUGUGGCUUUUGAAUCGUGGUUCAGGCUCUACUGCACUGGCUUAGAGCUCCUGGCUCCCGCUGAGCUCACACAGUCGUUGUCUCUCUCCAGAAUGGUUUUGAUCAUCUGCGAGGACCUCUUCAGCCAUGAUGACAUGUUCUCCAAUAUCUAUAAGAUCCAGGAGAUUGCAGAUGGACUGUGCCUGGAGGCAGAGGGGAAGACAGUCAGUAGGACAGAGCGUAACCUUGGUGACUCGCUGGUUGGUGGAGAUCUGUCUGCUGAAGGCUGGGAGGGUACCGAAAGCUCAGUCAUCCCUGGUGUUGAGACUGUCAUGAACCAUCCCUUGCAAGAAACCGACUUCACAAAAGAAGCCUACAGAAAGUACAUUAAAGAUUACACAAAAUCAACCAAAGGCAAACUUGAAGAACAGAGGACAGAAAUGACGGGGGCCACAGAACGAAUCAAGCACAUCCUUGCUAAUUUAAAAAACUACCAGUUCUUUAUUGGUGAAAACGUGAAUCCAGACGGCAUGGCUGCUUUGCUGGACUACUGCGAAGAUGGUGACACCCCAAAUAUGAUUUUUUUGAACAUGGUUUAG